AGAGAGAGAGAGAGAGAGAGAGAGGGGAGAGAGAGGGAGAGAGAGUAUGUGUGUCUGUCUGCGCAGUAUAAAAACAGAGUUUGCUUAUAAAAGACUGUGAUAAUCUUAAGAAUUGUGAAUUAGAGAGAAAGGUUUAAAAUGAAUGUUAUAAACUGUAAGUAGAAAAUAAUUUAGUGAAUAUAUAAUUGCAUGGAAUUUAACAAUACAGUCAUUUCUGAGCUCCACAUACUGUAUAUUUAAAUACGUAUAUAUAUAUAUAUGACGGUAACAGCAUGCGUCUGUCGCGCGCCGGGCCUUCGAUCAGUCAAACAGAGUCAGCGGUGCGACAGGUGCGUUGGAAGCUGUGAGUUUGUCACAGGUGUACACACGGGGAAAUAUUAUAGAGGAAACAUUUUUAUAAUAUCGCCAAAGCGAACAUAAUAGUGCAAGAGAGGUAGAGAGAAACAGAGAGAGAGGGAGAGAGUGUGUGAGAGCAAUUUAGUAUAUGGACUUCUACGACAACGGGGUAACGCCGCCGCUCUACAAGGUAAAUCUUAAUUAAUCGACGUCGCUACUCGAGUUAGAUUGAACAGCAAUUAAGUCGGAUUGCGACAGACGCUGGAAAUAUACAACAAUUUGGAGUUAAAUUAGCGGCCUAACUGUGUCGAGCGUCCGUCAUUUAUUCAUGAAGACGCCAAGAGACGCGACAAUACGGACAUAGCGUCGCAAUCACACGCGCAGUUAAGCCAGGCGUCUAUUUAAUGCGUCCCCCGUUACUGUUGCAGGCCAUUCGGUGUACGGCAAUCGGCUGCCAGUGCGACUGCUUCUCUCCGUCCAAAUCUGCUCGAAUCUGUAAUUCGUGCAAGCAUACCUGGGUGACCCACGGUAAGUGGACGCAGGUGAGACUCGUCGGCGACAUCAAACGCUUAUUUUCCUAACUGAAAUUCGAUUGACGACAAACUCGGGGGCGAUGCCUAUCGGGGGACCGAAUGCGGUGAGAUGUGCGUUUUAGUGCGUCGGCUCGAGACCUGACGUAAUUCACUCACAUUCUAACGUUUGUCAUGAAUUAUGCACCACUUUUGCCUACUGAUGUAAAGUGACGCCCCGAUUGCGUCGUUCUCCGAGGCUAAUUAUCAAUCGAGGUCGCUGCGGUCUCCACCUAAUUUCUAAUCAUUUCAUCCUUACUCCUCAUUUCUAUACAGCCGUCGACAAGCUACAAUUGUCUGGUAGCCUCGUAGAGCCUGUUCAGGCAUCGGUCGUCUUCGAUUUAGCUUCUCUAAUCCUCUACGGCGCCCACGCGACGCCUAUACGGUCCAAAAUUCUGCUUGAUCGUCUUUUCUCCGUGCUCUCGCACGAAGAAGUCAUCCGAAUCCUAGCCAGAUUCGGCUGGACUUAUGAAGAUUACGCCAGAGGCUACGUUCUACAGGAUCAAAGCGGUCGCGUGCUCGAUAAAUGGACGAUGGCUACAAGGGAGGAAGAGAAUUCAAUUUUGCAGCAGUUCCUUCGUUUCGGCGAAACAAAGUCGAUAGCUCAAGACAUCAUAAACCAAGAAGCGAAAGAUGCCCUUACACCCCAGGCAUCGCCGAAUAAGGCUAACGACGUAGACAUAAAACAGUUGAUAGAGCGAACGAGUUUAGCACAGCAUAACUUCUUCAGGCAAUACGACCCGCGAUUGUUCGCUGCCGCCCAUCCUGCUCAUUUUGCUGCCAUGGCGGCAGCAAGAUUUUUCCCGUUUGCGCAAAAUAGCGAACAAUUAAAAGAAGAGGUUAAAGUUUCUGACAAAGAGGUCGAUCAGCAUAGUACUUCUCCAACAUCCUCUAGUUCUCCACUAAAUAAGCUACAGACUAUGCAGCCUUUUGAUUUUAGACGAAAUUCUUCCCCCGAUACGGCAGCUAGCGAUAUGUCAAUGAGUCCUGCCACUUCUCCUAUAUCUUUCCCAAAGCCUGUUGUUAGGCUGGCAGAACCGAGAUACCCUCAAGUUCACGAUCAGCCCAGUGAAGAGGCUUUAGAUCUAUCAGGUAAAGGGUCAGAAGAUGGUAAUAAUAAUGGACGAAUUGAUUUAAAUGACAAGAGACAUGCAAGGAAAUCAGCAACUCCUAUAAAGAGACAAUGGAAUCCUACCCCUGCUUUUGGUUCAACUCUAAUUUCACCUUCUGGAAAGAAACGGGUACUAUGUACUGCUUGUAAUAAGACAUUUUGCGAUAAAGGAGCACUUAAGAUUCAUUAUUCUGCUGUUCAUUUAAAAGAAAUGCACAAAUGCACAGUUGAAGGUUGUAAUAUGAUGUUCAGUUCGAGAAGGUCUAGAAAUAGGCACUCAGCUAACCCAAAUCCAAAACUACAUUUACCCCAAAAGAAAAAAGAACUGCCUGAUGGGGCAAGAAUAGUAGACGAUGGAACAACGAAGACUUCUUUACCAUCAAGUUUAUUAACACCUCCUCCGACUCUCUCGUCUAUUAUGCCAUUAUCGGUUCGAACUGGUGAAGGAGUGACGCCUCCUUUAACCUAUUUAGAGGCUUCGGCGUUCGCGGCGCCUGCGGCAAAACUCGCUCGCCUAUCGACAAAUACCGAUGAAGAAGUAAAAGAGGUUGAGAAAGAAUCGAAAAAACCUGAAUCAAAACCAGAAAGGAGUUCUAAUAAGCGAAAAGGCGUGCCAACGAGAGUUCCCAGAGCAGAGGAGCUCGAGGCAAAGCUUGUUGCUUUAAUGGAAGAGGAGCAACGAAAGAAUAACCCAGAAUCAGAAGAAAUAGAAGAAGCAAAUUUCGAAGGUGUCUCUUCUGAUUCGGACGGCGAAACGGCCAAUUGGAAUUUGCAUGGAAAGUUGCCCCCAACGGACGAAAACGGCACAACGGAGGCCGACGACGAACAGCUGGAAAAUGCUCCAAAAUCGGAUCCGCAAGGGGAAGCGCUAUGCCAUGUUUGUAAUGACAGGUUCCGCGAUAAUCUUGUUCUGAAGGAACAUACAGAAAAGGUACACCCACGGGAGGUUUUUCACUGCACAGUUAGCGGUUGCGAUAAGAUAUUUUCUACGAGGAAGAGUCGGAACAGGCAUUCUCAGAAUGAUAACCUCCACCGGCACCUGGCCGCGGCCCUAUAGUUUGGACAAAUAAAAUUAGCGGGCGUAGCACUUGACUGAUUUUCUCUCAUCUUAUAAAUCCACGUUGGCCCGCUCGCUGACAAGCAUUGGCAGUGACGCGCGCGACGCCUCGCUAAUGCGUCGCGCGAUGAGCGGCGUCUCUAAAUAAAGUACGGAGAAGAUAACACACGUGGUCUCGCCCUCUCCAAGGCGUCAUUGAUAACAGACGGCUUCGAGGAAUGCGUCUUGUCAAAACAUGCCACACGCGUCUGUUCCACACUUUCUUUCUUCCCUUUUUUCUCUUUACACGGUUCCGUCUUCAAUUAACUACUGUAUAUACGCCAUAUACACGUUUAAAUAUGUCAAUAAAAUUUAAAUAUAUAUAUAUAAAUAUAUAUGUAUGUAUAUAACGCAUAUACAGCAUAUACCGUAUAUACUUUGGUACUUACGGUAUAUACUGUAUUUAUAUAUAUAUAUACAUAUGUAUUUAUAUAUAAUUAUAUGAAUUUUAAAAUAUACCAAGUAUAUCAAUGUAUAAUAUAUAAGUUAAAUGUUAUAUAUAAUAUGAAAAUCAUAUAAAUACGUAUUUAUUAAUUUAUUUAUUUAUAAAUGUGUGUUCUGCAAUUAUGUUUUUUGUCCCUUUUAUCUUUUCAUUUCUUUAUGAUUUUUUUUACGAAAAUCUUCCGUCUUCCGCACACGUGUAAUUCGUUGAACAGCAAUAAGAAAGCGUGUGUUUGUAUAUAGCUCUAGUUGCGUGUAACGUGAAUGACGUCAUUUGACUGGAGCUAUUUUAGGUCUAGUCGCAUGGUUUGCUGUGUAUACAUUUUUCUCUUCCUAUCAAAAAUUUCUUGCCAUGUGUUCUUUUUGCAGUGCACGACGUAGUAAUUUAUUGGAAUACAAGAAAUCAUAGACAAAAA
Messenger RNA from Dimorphilus gyrociliatus, 3969 nucleotides. NCBI's taxonomy places the organism in Eukaryota, Metazoa, Annelida, Polychaeta, Dinophilidae. The record is from the annotation of a GenBank genome assembly.